UUUCAAAAUGGUAAUCCGACCUGUGAGCCGUGUGGCCCUGACAGGAUUCCCACAAUUGACGGACUAGACUGCGUUCCAUGUUCUGAUGCUAAUACUAAUAGUAGCUGCGAAUGUUCGCUGAUUGAAGUCAGAUUGGAACGAGACAUUAAUGGGACUCUUUUGAAUAACGUAAGAUGCAUUCCAUGUCCAGAGAACUCCUAUCCAUCGCCAGAUGGAACGAGUUGCAUACCGUGUAGAAAAAAAUCAUUCAGGAGUCACAUCAAUUGCCCUUGCCCAUUAGUUUCACAUUUGAAAAUCAAAGAGUACUGUAUUAAGAAAAAUGGGAUAACGGAAUGGCCUGAUGUGAGAAGUACGUACUUAGUCAAAUACGAAAGCCAACAUAUCGACAGUUAUUACUUUAGAAAUGAGCUACAACUAGCCGUUUACCUGUGUAAAAAUGGAAACAAAACAGCUUGCGAGCAUAUGGCAAAUAUGUGCACCCUGACUUUAUUUACAUCUUUGAUACCAUGUAAAUUAUUUUGGGAUAAACAUAACUCUCCUUUAUGGCUGUACUAUGGAGAAGGCGAAGCCCCAACAGUUCUCAAUCGUAAAAAAAUUUCACAGCAGUAUAGUCUGGAUGUAGAAAGUAAUAGUAGCAGGUUGAAUAUUACAUUUGCCACAUUUUCAAUGAAUGGACAAUAUCAAUCGAUCUCAGCACCAACUUUAAUCUGCGACUUGUUCAAAAAUAUCAGAUUUGGUAUUAAUAUUGAAAAGUCAUGUGCAACAACUGCCAAAAUACUCAAUGAUAUAAGAAUGGAGUUUUUUGAACCAUAUCUUGGAUACAGAGAGGGCGACAAAAUGAUUUUAUACGCACUGCCGGUUCUGAUAAGAAAUACAAAUAAGGAUGAAAUUGAUGCUUCUCGAUGGCAACUGGUAAGGAGAUUUUUCUUUACUGAUACUAUAGCUGGCAUUAAAGCCUUGCCAACGUCGUUAGGCACUGCCUUUAAGAGAGAAGAUUAUCCAACUGUUGUGAGAUAUGCUAAAUCUAUUAAUAUUUUAAUCAAAGUGCAGAAUAAAGAAGAGAAGGGAAAAAUAUUCCCACCGUUACUUAUGAUAGAAUAUGGUGAAUUGCUAAACGAACAUGUGCGUCAAAACGUUGAGGUGCAAAUUAGCUAUAAAAUCACUUACAUAUUGGCAGAUAACGACAUGUACAAUGCCAUAGAGGUGUCUACAGGCGUUUUGUCGAGUUUAGCAGUUGCUUUUGCCGCAAUCAAGGCAUGGAGCCAUUGUAAACGAAAUGGCAGUGAAGUUCCAAAUACCUCGACGUUUUUCUGGUUUUUUAUAUUUUGCUGCGGUUUACUAGGAAACGUUUUUAUAUUCGUAGUUUUCUGCGCCAGUGCUUACAUGUUCAUCUUUUUUAAAGGGCAGACCGUGAUGCAUGUUUUAUUACCGAGCGAGGCCAACGAGGAGACUGUCAGAAUAUUCGUGAUCGUUGCGUUCUCUUUAAAACUUGUUGAGAUAAUGGGACUCGUCUAUCAGAUUAGAAACAUUGACAUGUUUUUCAUUGAUUGGGAACAACCGAGGUCUGUUCAAAGCCAACCAAAGUACGAUUCACCUCGUACAUCUCUAAAGAAAUUGUACGCUAAUAGAUUCUCUGGUGAAAAACGUAGCUCGCCAAAAACACCAUCAGAAAUAAUAUCAGCUAGUAGAAACAAAACACCGCACAAAUUGAGUAGCAUUAAUACCCCGAGCAGGCGAUCAAGACUCUCGAUUCAGAGUGAUUUAAACGAUUCAAAUCUCCCCAAUCAAUCAGGUGGAGAUAUUUUCUCUAUGGGAGAUACUGCUGAUCGUACCGAUCAAAAAAAAUUGCCAGUUAGUAUUUGGCGAACUUAUUUCAUCGCUAAUGAAUGGUACAAAAUUCAAACAAUCAGAAAAGUAAAUAUGCUUGUACAAGGCAUUGCAACACUGUUCAUUUUAGAGGUUGUUAAUGUUAAAUUCUGGGCACGUUCAGAUCCAGAACUUAGCAUUCGUGCUGUAGAGUCAACUUUGCAGGAAAGAGAAAGCUUUACGCUAAAAUUUGCUGUUGGUACCUUAGUAUAUAUGUUUGUAUACCUUCUACAAUGGCUGACAAUGGUUAUAUUUUAUAACAGAUACGUCAAGAAUCAUAUAAAAGAAUUCAUUGACUUAUGUUCAAUGGCAAAUAUCAGUAUAUUUAUUCUUUCUCAGAACCAUUACGGAUAUUAUAUUCAUGGAAGAUCAGUCCACGGAUUUGCAGAUACUGAUCUAGCUACUUUGAUCAGCGACCUAAAACAAGAAGAAGAAAAUUUGUGCGCACACAGAGGACUUCUACCCGGUACUACAGAGCAAAGCUUUGUAAUAUCAGUGUCAGCAACUUUCAGAAACUUUUAUGAUAAAAUCAUGAACCCAAUCAAAUUGGAAGAGAGCAGAUUUCUUAGAAGUGACAUCAUUUCAACGUCAAAUUUGGAACGAAACAUUCAAACAUAUCAGAAGAUGAAACAAUUCCUGACCCAAUUUAUAGAUCACUGUUUCAAAGACUUGGAAUACACUGUUAGAGAUAAGCAAUUCCUUGAAAAACUUUUAGACAUUGAAUUCAGAGAAGGAGUCGAAAAAUCAAUUUUCUAUGUUGACAACAACCAUUCCUUUGAUCGUGCCAUGUUCUAUGGGAACGAAUGGAUGUUAGUAACUUUUGAAAUUACCUUAUUCAACUUUAUGGAAGCCCUAUUUGAGGACUACACUUUGGCGAUAAUAGUCACAGUAUUCGCAUCACAGCUGUUAAUUAUCUGUUGCAAGUUUAAUGGCAAGAAAAAUUUAGCUCAGAAAACGUUGAUCGAUGAAAGAUUUUUACUAUGAUUUAAGAAAAUGAGCCAAAGUAAUUUUAUGCGGACAAGAAACUAAGUUUUCCAGGGUGCCUAAGUAGAAGCCCAGAAGUAUGUCCAUACUACCUAGAGUCCAGAAUAUAAUUAAGAUCUUUGUAGCUCUAGAAUAAUUGGUAACCCUGUUUAAUGGGACUAUCAUUUGUCAUUUGCUUUUAUAUGAGUAUAAAUAUAAGAAAAUCAGAAAUGGACGAGGUAAAACGAUUUUAAGGUCGUAUUUACGAAGGUAUCAGGAUGAUUGAGAAAAUCGUGAGGUCACUGUUAUACAUGUACCGCUCACGUAUUCUAAUUACUGCUUCUACAAAUACAAACUAAUAUUAAGUUAAAUGUCAUUGAUUUAUAUGACAUCAAAGAAAGACUGGAUAAAGUGUGGCAAGUAUUGUUCAAAAGUAAAUAAUGGGGAAUAUAAUAUGCAGAUAUAUUGAAAACAUGUCUAUUGGUACAAAAUAAAAUCCUCCUAAAACAAUAAUCACACUGUUCUCUGUAUAUAUUUUCUUGAUUCAUGUUAAGUUAAGUCUAAUAGAAAUAGUUCGAAUAAUAGGAAUUUUAGUUACUGUAUUUAUUAUAUCAUAAACUACACUUGUAUCAUCACCAUCAUUUCAUUUAUUAUAUCAACAGUGUGAACUGGAAAGAAAUUUAAUGAUGACCACC
Neodiprion fabricii is the source of this 3524-nucleotide messenger RNA. Its product is annotated as meckelin. Gene Ontology annotation, biological process: cilium assembly. Gene Ontology annotation, cellular component: MKS complex; ciliary transition zone. Bases 463 to 2850 code for a protein of 795 amino acids. The record is from RefSeq and is a predicted model, not a curated record. Lineage: Eukaryota; Metazoa; Arthropoda; Insecta; Hymenoptera; Diprionidae. The transcript has 12 exons.